UCCUGGCAGGUAUGAGCUUCAUUACCAGAUGAUUACAUUUGGAAAGGUCUUCUGUACCAAAAGCAAACCAAAUUGUAACUCAUGUCCUAUGAGAGGAGAAUGCAGACACUUCGCCAGUGCAUUUGCAAGUGCAAGGCUUUCGCUCCCGGGGCCAGAAGAGAAGAGUAUUGUGAGCAGAGACGAGAACACUAUACCUCAUCAAAACCUCACCAUGGCAACUGAUCAGAAGUUCCUGCCUCUGCCCCAAGUAACUGAACAAUCAGAAGGACAGCAAAACUCAGAAGCAAAUAUACAAGCAGAAGAAAAACAUGGAGUCAGUAACUAUGAACCAAUUAUUGAAGAACCAGCAACACCAGAACCGGAGCACAUACAAACAUUAGAAAAUGACAUGGAGGAUGCAUUCUAUGAUGAUCCUGAUGAAAUCCCCACAAUCAAGCUUAACAUGGAGGAGUUUACUCAGAAUUUACAGAAUUAUAUGCAAGAAAAUAUGGAACUUCAAGAAGGUGACGUGUCAAAAGCUUUAGUUGCCUUAACUGCUGAAGCUGCAUCUAUUCCUAUGCCCAAACUUAAGAAUAUUAGUCGGUUACGGACAGAACACAAUGUCUAUGAACUUCCAGAUUCACACCCUCUUCUGAAAGGGGUUAGUCGCUUCAAUAUCUUUUAGAACCAGAAUAUUCAAUAUUUCUCUAUAC
This is a messenger RNA of Carica papaya (papaya), 692 nucleotides long. NCBI's taxonomy places the organism in Eukaryota, Viridiplantae, Streptophyta, Magnoliopsida, Brassicales, Caricaceae. The record is from RefSeq and is a predicted model, not a curated record.